AAAGGAGCUAAAAAAACUAUACCCAUGAGGAUGUCCACAACAAUUGGAGGUAGCCAGGAAAGACGCAGAAGGAAGCUGGGGGUGGGAUGUUCGGUGGAAUUGGCUGUGAAAGUCAUCAGGAAAGCAGAAUCUUGGCUCUGUCCUUGCAAGAGAAUGAAGCUGAAAACCACAGAGCAGAGGGUCCCUUUGUUUGGAAGUUUGUUUUGAACUUUGAGACUCCAGAAGGGAGAUAAACACGUCUCACUCGGAAACAGGCAAAUGCUCCUGGGUGUUGGAAAACCAGGUGGGAAAACCAUUGGGAGACAGAUUUUCCAUCUUCUUCAAGGGCGAAUGGGCUGCCCCCUUAUGCUUCUCUUCGGCUCCAAGAGCCCCCUUGGUCUCCUGACUUCCAGUCCCUGACGGGGGUGCUUUCUAGCUCUUGUCCCCAUUUUCUGACCCUCUCAUUGCUCUCCCUGACUAACCCAGCCUUAGUCUCCCCGGCUUUUCCUCCCAGUUGUCUUCCUCUCUAUCCCAUCCAGCUGCAUCCCAUUUUUCUUGCUUCUGCGUGAGCCUGUCCCGCGCCACCCCACUCCUGUGCCCCCCUGCCCAUUCAGGAAUACCCCCCGACUCACCUUCAUCUGGGCACAAAAUCCUUCUGGCCUAUGAGGUGUGGCAAUGGUGGGAAGAGGCGGUUGUGAUCCAAUGGUUUCUGCUUGCCAUCCCUAGACUAUUUGAAUAUCUCACCAAGAGUAAAGAAACUCCUUCCAAAGAUCCAACUGUAUCAAGUGAGUUUAUAGCCUCAUCUGAAGACAAGGAAAGAUGUUGCCUGCCACAGAACAUGAAUCCAGAUCUGACGCUCUCCUUCAGUGUGAAGAGCCGCUCCCAGCGGUGUGUAAAUGGCCUCCUGCAGGAAGCGGCCAGGAGGCGGCUCUGGGCGCUGGAGAAUGAGGACCAGGAGGUGCGUGCCCUCUUUCAGGACCUCUCAGCCAGGCUGGUGGGCAUCCAGUCCCAGAGGGCUCAAUUCCUCAUCACCUUCAAGACCAUGGAGGAAAUCUGGAAGUUUUCCACCUACCUGAACUUAGGCUAUGUGUCUGCAUGUCUGGAACAUCUCCUCUUUGACCAUAAGUACUGGCUCAGCUGCAGAUUGGUGGAGGAUACAGAGAUCCAAGUGUCAGUGGAUGAGAAACACCUAGAAACAAUAUACCUGGGCCUUCUGAUACAGGAAGGCCACUUCUUCUGCAGAGCCAUGUGCUCCGUGGCUCCUCCAGCUGAGAAGGAAGGAGAGUAUUUGACGCUGUGCAAGAAGGAGUUAAUCUCUGUGAAGAUCAUUGACAGCGAAUCCGAGUGGGAGGGCGUAUCCUUGGUGACUGGUCAGCGGGGUCUGGUGCCCCUGUCAGCUCUGGAACCUCUGCCCCUGCCUUUCCACCAAUGGUUUCUAAAAAAUUAUCCGGGAAGCUGUGGCCUUUCCAGGAAGAGGGAUUGGACAGGCUCCUAUCAGAUCGGCAGAGGAAAAUGUAAGGCCUGGAAGGAAUAUGAAAGGGAAGAAAAAGAUGAGCUGAAUUUUCACCGGGGAGAAAGCAUCGAGAUCAUCGGCUUUGUCAUACCCGGGCUUCAGUGGUUCAUCGGGAAGUCGACACGCUCAGGAGAAGUGGGCUUUGUUCCCACCAGGAACAUAGAUCCUGAGUCGUAUUCCCCGAUGAACAAGAGCUCUGCCUUUUUCAGUGACGAGGAAAGAUGCUCUCUUUGGGUCCUGGGAAGUGACAGGAAAGCUGAGUGUGCCAGCUUCCUCCACACGCUUGCUCAUACUGACAUAGCGUCUGUCUACCGGCUUAGUGGGUUUGAAUCCAUCCAGAAUCUUCCAAACGAUCUAAGUGCGUCCCAGCCAGAAGGCUUCAAGGAGGCCAGGCCUGGCAGAGCCUGGGAGGAGCAUCAGGCCGUGGGCUCCAGACAGUCCAGCAGCUCUGAGGACUCCAGCCUGGAGGAGGAGCUCCUCUCAGCUGCCUCGGACAGCUAUCACUUGCCUGAGCCCGAUGACCUCGAUGACCCGGAACUGCUCGUGGACCUAGACACUGGUCAGGAAGAGGAGGAGGCAGAGAACUUCGCCCCCAUGUUGGCUUUUCUGGAUCACGAGGGUUAUGCUGACCACUUCAAGAGCCUCUAUGAUUUCUCCUUCUCUUUCCUCACGUCUUCUUUCUACAGCUUCUCUGAGGAGGACGAACUUAUGGCCUACCUGGAGGCCUCAAGGAAGUGGGCCAAGCGGGGCCGCAGGACCUGGGCCCACGCCCGGCUCUGCUUCCUCCUCGGCCGGCUGAGUGUCAGGAAGGUCAAACUCUCUCAGGCCCGGGUCUACUUUGAGGAGGCUAUGUACAUCCUCAAUGGGACGUUUGAAGACCUAUCCCUGGUGGCUGCUCUGUACACCAAUUUGGCUGCCAUCUAUCUGAGGCAGAGGCUGAGGCAUAGAGGCUCGGCUCUGCUGGAAAAAGCAGGGGCCCUGUUGGCCUGCCUGCCUGACCGGGAGUCUAGUACCAAAAAUGAGCUCGAUGUGGUGGCCUACGUACUACGCCAGGGCAUUGUGACAGGCAGCUGUCCCUUGGAGGCCAGGGCCUGCUUCCUGGCCAUCCGAUUGCUCCUAAGCCUGGGCCGCCAUGAGGAGGUCCUGCCCUUCGCCGAGCGCCUGCAGCUCCUCUCUGGACACCCUCCUGACUUGGAGGCUACAGCAACCAUCUUGAGUUUUCUGUACGAUAAGAAAUAUCUCCCACACCUCACAGUGGCCUCUGUCCAGGAACGUGGCUCCCAGAGUGGCCAAGGGAUGUCCCUUCCAAUUUGGCAGGUCUACCUGGUUCUCCAGAACACCACCAAGCUCCUUGGAGUUCCCUCUUCAAGCUGGGGUGAAAUUUCUGCCCUGGCCUGCCCAGCACUCAGGCAGGCACUGGCUGCCUGUGAGGGGCAGGCCAGUUGGAGCACCCAGAGGGCCCUGUGCCUCAUCCUGUCCAAAGUGUACCUCCAACAUAGAUCUCCCGAUGGGGCCAUCCACUACCUGAGCCAGGCCUUGGUGCUAGGGCAGCUGCUGAGUGAGCAGGAAGCCUUCGAGUCUUCCCUCUGCCUGGCAUGGGCGUAUCUCUUAGCCAGCCAGGCAAAAAAGGCUUUGGACAUCCUUGAGCCACUCCUAUACUCCCAGAAGGAGACAGAGAGUAUCACCCAAAAGGGGGUGGUCCAUAACCUCCUGGGACUUGCCCUUCAAGGUGAAGGCCGGGUGAACAGGGCAGCCAAGAGCUAUCUCCGGGCCUUGAACAGAGCUCAGGAAAUGGGGAAUGUGCGUAACCAGGCGGUGACUUUGGCCAAUCUUGGCCACCUGACCCUUAAGUCCUGGGCUGAGCAGCCAGCCAAGGACUAUUUCCUGCAGGCCAUCCGACUCUAUUCUGAACUCCAGACCAGCAUGGAGACGGACAUGGAAUUAGUACAGGUCCUUCUCUGGUUGGCCCAAGUCCUGGUACAUGGACGCCAGCUGGCCAGUGGCCGCCUUUGUUAUGAAAUGGCAUUGCUGUUUGGCUUAAGGCAUCGACACCUAAAGAGUCAGCUUCAGGUCACCAAAUCCCUCUGCCAUUUCUACAGCUCUGUAUGCCCAAACCCCAAGGCCUGCAUCACCUACCACGAGCACUGGCUGACCCUGGCUCAGCAACUCAGGGACCGAGAGAUGGAGGGAAGGCUGCUGGAGUCCCUCGGGCAGCUCUAUCGGAACUUGAACACAGCCAGGUCUCUCAGGAAGUCUCUCACCUGUAUCAAGGAAAGCCUGCGUAUCUUCAUUGACCUUGGGGAGAAAGACAAGGCUGCUGAGGCCUGGCUUGGAGCUGGGCGACUCCACUACCUCAUGCAGGAGGACGAGCUGGUGGAGUUGUACCUGCAGGCAGCCAUCCAGAAGGCCUUGAAGUCUGAGGAGCCCUCUCUGGCUCUCAAACUCUAUGAAGAAGCAGGUGAUGUGUUCUUCAAUGGGACACGCCACAGACACUGUGCCGUGGAGUAUUACCGAGCUGGGGCCAUUCCUUUAGCGAGGAGGAUGAAGGCCAUGAGAACAGAGCUCCGGGUUUUCAACAAGCUGACAGAGCUGCAGAUCAGCCUAGAAGGCUAUGAGAAGGCUUUGGAGUUUGCCACCCUGGCAGCCAGACUCAGCACGGUCAUAGGAGAUCAGAAGCAGGAGCUGGUGGCCUUUCACCGUCUGGCUACAGUCUACUAUUCCCUGCACAUGUACGAGAUGGCUGAGGACUGCUACCUGAAGACUCUGUCCCUUUGUUCCCCCUGGCUGCAGAGCCCCAAGGAGGCCCUGUACUAUGUGAAGGUGUAUUAUCGCCUGGGGCAACUCACCUUUUACCAGCUGAAGGAUGCCCACGAUGCCACCGAGUACUUCCAGCUGGCCCUGGCAGCAGCGGUGCUGCUGGGUGACGAGGAGCUGCAGGACAGCAUCAGGAACAGGCUGGACCACAUCUGCCGGAGCCCCCUGUGGCACAGCAGCCCCUCCGGGCGCUCCUCAGAGAGGGCACGGUGGCUGAGCGGCGGGGGGCUGGCCCUCUGAGGACCGCUGGCCCAGAUCUGACCGGGGGCCCAUGGCCGGAGCUGUCUCCCUUCCCAGGGUCUUCCACCCUGACCUGGAGCGUCCUUCCAGGGGACGAGCACAGCUCAGAGGGACAGGGGCUCCUUCCAGGAGGGUCACAAAAUGAGUGGAUGAUAGAGCGGGGAUUGGAAGUCCUAGCUUUGUGUCUAGAGUGUUUCCAGUGGACUCUAGUCUGCAGGUACAUCCGCUGAAACGUACUUUGUCAACACGCAGUUCUAGAGAAACGGAGAAAGCUUGCCCCUGCGGGGAGCCUCUCUCCUGCCCACAGUGGGGAAAUCAGGCACUGCCCUGGAGAGUCUGGAAGCUAGACUUUGUUCCCCUCACUGACUUCUCUCAGGGAAAGCCCCCUCCCCUUGCCCCAGAGAAACUGGUAGUUUCUUGCUUCUCUUUCUUCAGCCACAGGAGGUGCUCUACCUCCUGCUCCUGGGGCUGGUGGCUGGGAACUCACCAUGCUCUCAGCUUAAAAGAUGGCCUUAGAAUGGCCAGGUCGGUGCAAAGGUCCUGGGGCAUCUCAUGCAGAUUCACCUCUCCAUCCUGCCUGAGGCUCUGAUCCUCCAUAACCUUCUGGAAAGUCCGGGAGGCUCCCCAAUGGCCAAGGCUGAAACACCGAACACUAAGAAAAUUACCACAUUACAUGUAAAUAGUGUAUAUUAUUAAAUAUUGCUCAUCUACA
This is a messenger RNA of Lutra lutra (Eurasian river otter), 5258 nucleotides long. RefSeq names its product SH3 domain and tetratricopeptide repeats 2 (gene SH3TC2). Gene Ontology annotation, cellular component: recycling endosome. The record is from RefSeq and is a predicted model, not a curated record. Bases 818 to 4546 code for a protein of 1242 amino acids. Gene Ontology annotation, molecular function: protein binding. Gene Ontology annotation, biological process: regulation of intracellular protein transport; regulation of ERBB signaling pathway. NCBI's taxonomy places the organism in Eukaryota, Metazoa, Chordata, Mammalia, Carnivora, Mustelidae. The transcript has 17 exons.